Cladophialophora psammophila CBS 110553 is the source of this 1623-nucleotide messenger RNA. RefSeq lists its product as uncharacterized. Gene Ontology annotation, molecular function: carbohydrate:proton symporter activity. The coding region runs from base 1 to 1623 and encodes 540 amino acids. Gene Ontology annotation, cellular component: membrane. NCBI's taxonomy places the organism in Eukaryota, Fungi, Ascomycota, Eurotiomycetes, Chaetothyriales, Herpotrichiellaceae. The transcript has 8 exons. The record is from RefSeq and is a predicted model, not a curated record. Gene Ontology annotation, biological process: transmembrane transport; carbohydrate transport.
AUGUAUCAGAUAGGCAAUAUCUACUUCAUCACAGCCAUCGCCGUCAUCGGCGGUGGCCUGUUUGGUUUCGAUAUCUCAUCCAUGUCUGCCAUCAUCGGCACGAACCAGUAUAAAUGCUACUUCAACCAAGGUCCCAAUGGACCUCCGCAGUGCUCUGGUCCUCGAUCCGAUGUCCAGGGCGGCAUUACUGCUUCUAUGCCCGGCGGCUCAUUCGUUGGCGCUUUGACAUCUGGCUUCCUGUCUGAUAUCUUUGGACGAAAGAGAGCCAUCCAAAUCGGCGCGGUCAUCUGGUGCAUUGGUUCCAUUAUUGUCUGCGCUUCUCAGAACAUUGGCAUGCUUGUCGUUGGCCGCUUCAUCAAUGGAUUCAGCGUGGGCAUCUGUUCAGCCCAAGUUCCUGUCUAUGUGUCCGAAUUGGCACCUCCCAGCAAGCGAGGAAGGGUCGUGGGGGCUCAGCAAUGGGCAAUUACGUGGGGUAUUUUGAUUAUGUUCUACAUUAGCUAUGGCUGCAGCUUCGUCUCGGGACCCGCCGCAUUCCGUAUUCCAUGGGGCUUGCAGAUGAUUCCUGCCGUCAUUCUUUUCUUUGGGUUGUUCUGCCUCCCGGAAAGUCCCAGAUGGCUUGCCCGCAAAGAUCGCUGGGAAGAUUGCCACAACGUUUUGGCCCUUGUACAUGGAAAGGGGAACCGUGAGGCGCCAUUUGUCCUGCUUGAGCUUAACGAGAUUCGGGAGAUGUGUGAAUUUGAGCGAAGAAACGCCGAUGUGAGCUACCUGGAGCUUUUCAAACCAAGGAUGAUCAACCGAACGCACAUCGGUGUCUCCACUCAAAUCUGGUCUCAGCUUACCGGAAUGAAUGUCAUGAUGUACUACAUCACCUAUGUUUUCGGUAUGGCCGGUCUUACCGGGAACACUAACCUCGUGGCCUCGUCAAUCCAAUAUGUCAUCAACGUGCUGAUGACCAUUUUUGCGCUGAUUUUCCUUGACCGAUGGGGACGCCGAUGGCCCCUAAUGAUUGGCUCUACCUUCAUGGCUAUUUGGAUGUACGCAAAUGCCGGUUUGAUGGCCUCUUAUGGUAAACCAGCUCCUCCUGGAGGAGUCGAUCACGUGCCAGAGGAGUCCUGGCAAAUCCAUGGUGGUGCAGCUAAAGGAGUCAUCGCCUGCACAUAUUUGUUCGUCGCGUCGUUCGCGCCAAGUUGGGGUCCGGUAUCGUGGAUCUAUCCGCCUGAGCUGUAUCCUCUCCGCGUGCGAGGCAAGGCAGUGGCACUGACAACAUCUGCCAACUGGAUCUUCAACUUUGCGCUGUCGUACUUCGUUCCUCCGGCCUUCGUCAACAUCCAGUGGAAGGUCUACAUCAUCUUUGGCGUCUUCUGCACCGUGAUGACCAUCCACGUCUUCUUGUGUUUCCCUGAAACGGCCGGCAAGACGCUCGAAGAGGUCGAGGAGAUCUUCCUGAGCGACGUCAAACCAUGGAACACCCACGUCGACUACCAGAAGAUCAGGAGGGAGGAGGCAGGCGAAGUCGAUACUGAGAAGCGACUGAGCCACGCUGUUCACCGCGAGCGUGGAGAUAGUGAGCAUGCCGAGGUCGGCCAGCAGACGCAGGAGAUUGCUAAGAACGAGGCUGCAUGA